CCAAGUUCCGUGACUUGACGCUUUUCUCCUGGCCGUCGUUUGUCGGCAAAGGUUUGUUAUGACAGCGGACGUACUUCAUGCUAGCUAAUAUUUCUACUUCCACCAGCAUUCUGAGAACAAAUUAGAUUCAUAUGAAACCAUGUGCCGCUAAUACUUUGACAUAUAUUUAGCCGUUAGAUAACUAAUAUUGUCCCUGCUUGGUGAAACGCACCCAAUUGUUGUUUUGAACGUUUGGAAGGCCUGUUGCUGGUGAGGAAUCCUCGGAGUAUUGGACUAUCCCGCCCGGUAAAUGGCGCCGAGAGCCGCGGGUUAGCAGAGGAGCGCAACCGGAGCUACCUGAAAGGUCGCCCCCCAAAGAAAUGCGGCUUGUGCCGCUGUGUGACGCUUCAACUGUCAUCUCUUUGGCUUGCUGUUAGCCCAACGGACUUCACUUUCCAACAUGAAUCGUUAUCUACCUGUGGCAAGACAGCACUUCCUGGCUGCACUAGCUAGCACUAGCGUGGUGGUGAAAGCCAUCAGUGCUUUGGUGGUGAUCCUUUAUCUGCUCUCCUGGGCUUUGGACACGACGUAUGCACUGGGGGUUACUCCAGGGUACCUGUUUCCUCCUAACUUUUGGGUUUGGACAUUGCUCAGCCAUGGGGUCGUUGAGGAGCACGCAUGGGGCGUGCUGGUCAACAUUGCGACUGUCAUGUCCUGCGGACGCCUGCUAGAACCUUUGUGGGGUGCCCUGGAACUGCUGAUAUUUUUUGUGGUGGUGAAUGUAUCAGCGGGCCUUUUAGCAGGACUCUCCUACCUCUUCACCUACGCGGCCACCUUCAACCUGGACUACUUGUUCGCCGUCCGCGUCCACGGGGCAGCCGGCUUCUUGGGAGGCGUACUCGUGGCGCUGAAGCAGACCAUGGGGGAUACCACAGUGCUCCGAGUUCCACAGGUCCGUCUGAAAGCGGCUCCAGCACUGAUUCUUCUACUCCUGGCCUUACUCCGCCUCUCGGGUCUGCUGGAGAGCUCCGCCCCCUUAGCUGCCUACAGCUACGGAGCCCUGUCCGGCUGGGUGUACCUGCGCUUCUACCAGAGACACAGUCGGGGCCGCGGCGACAUGUCCGACCACUUUGCUUUUGCCAGUUUCUUCCCGGAGGCGGUGCAGCCGGCGGUGGCUCUGCUGGCGGCGUUGGUUCACGCCGCCCUGGUCAAAGUGAAGGUGUGCAGGAAGAUGGUCAAGAGGUACGACGUGGGCGCGCCUUCCGCAAUCACCAUCAGUCUGCCCGGGACGGACCCGCAAGAUGCCGAGAGGAGGAGACAACUGGCGCUUAAAGCGCUUAACGAGCGUCUAAAACGGGUGGAGGACCAGUCAGCUUGGCCCAGCAUGGACGACGAGGAAGACGAAGACGCCGACGAGAUCCGAACCGAAACUCGGCCUCUCCUUCAGCGCGAUCCUCCUUCCUCCGGAGGCGCCGUCGGCACGGCGCUCUCCGCUAAUCCCUCGUCCUCCGCCGGCAACGGAGCGCAAGGCAACCCGGAAUCGAGCAUCAUCAGCUUCGAGGACGCGCCUUCUCGGUCGUAACCCUCUUCAGAUCGUCGGCACGGAAGGUGUCGGACAUUUCGCACUCUGUUAAUACGAACGUCAAGUCCAAACUUGGCUACAUUCUUGCGUCUUUUCACUGCAGCCACAGAUGUUUGCCAAGAGAACUCUUUUUCACGACGAAGAUUUUGACUUGACUAAAGGUGUCUACAGCUCCAGGUGAGAGAUCAGUUUUUGGGAUUUAAACAUGAAGCGCAAAACUUAAGAUUCGGCAAUUUUUCGUGCAGUCCUUAGCUUAACAUUUUCUGAUCUGUCUGAUAUUUAAUUUUACUCCAAGUCUAAUUCUGAACUGUCCUACUUGACUCGCCUUUAUUAUUAGUUUGCUAUAACUCGUGAAAGUUAUUGCUGCACUUGUGUGGACAAAUACAUUGAGUGAUGGCAAUAGACUCCAAAUCGGUGAACGGUCGCUGCUAGCCAUCCCAGUUCAAACGGAUCGCACGUCUACCGUGGUCAGACAUUGCAAGCCAUCCCAGUUGGAACGGAUUACUUUAUAUACGGAGUUUACUCCACGAUCGGAAAGGGCUCUGUAGCCCAGAUUCCGAUCCAUGCUAAGUGGGAUGAAGGGCUUUUCAUAUUUAAAGCCAAAAUGAUUUCUUUGGUGGGUUAUUCAUGUUAAAUGUUCAACGCAGAAGAAGCCAAAAUGCGGAAAACAUAAUAAAAAUGGGUAAAAUCAAAUUGUGUUUACUGCAUUAUUUCAUACGCGCAGAACGGUUCAUGGUUGUUUAGCAUAUGUGGAAACAGUUGUUUUUGGUUUUGUUUUUUAAUAAAACUUGUCCUGUUGAGCUGUUUGACACGGAGAAUGGAAGUCUAAGUGUCCGGAUGAACUGAACAGUUUUAAUGUUUCUUUCCCAGUUAAUUUGGCACCGGGGACAUCAUUUUCGGACAGAAUUGGUAGGUUUAGCUCAGGAAACAUCUUGUUCGUACACUUAUUUACUAGGGGUGUCAAACGAAUAAAAUUUUUAAUCGAGUUAAUUACAGCUUAAAAAUUAAUUGUAAUUAAUCGGAAUUCAGACCAUCUAUAAAAUAUGCAGUAUAUUUCUCUAACUUAUUGUUGGAAUGGAAAGAUGAGACACAACAUGGAUAUAUACAUUCAACAUACGGUACAUACAGUUGUGGUCAAAAGUUUACAUACACUUG
Corythoichthys intestinalis (scribbled pipefish) is the source of this 2716-nucleotide messenger RNA. It is a transcript of the gene tmem115, whose product is annotated as transmembrane protein 115. Gene Ontology annotation, cellular component: membrane; Golgi apparatus. Bases 440 to 1561 code for a protein of 373 amino acids. Gene Ontology annotation, biological process: retrograde vesicle-mediated transport, Golgi to endoplasmic reticulum. The record is from RefSeq and is a predicted model, not a curated record. The transcript has 4 exons. NCBI's taxonomy places the organism in Eukaryota, Metazoa, Chordata, Actinopteri, Syngnathiformes, Syngnathidae.